AUGACAUGUUGCAAAAGAAGUCGAGUUCACUUCUGUCAAUCUAUAUAAGAGCCUGCCUUUGCCAUCGAUCAACAGUGAAGCUUACUUGUAGGCCAGCACCGGUUGCUUGAAGCUUCUCAGACACUCAUUUAAGAUUCUCUUUCAAGAUUUCCAUUCGUUAAGUUUGUUAUUUAAGAUUCUCAUUCCAACUUUCCCAUUCAAAACUCUCUCGUUUGCUACAGCACGAAUUUGAAGAUGAGACUACACCUUCUUCCCCCCCUGGCCACCGUGGCAUUGGCGCAUACUAUUAUGCAAUCAUUCAACGGACACCCGCAGGGAUCGGGCAUCUACAUGCCAGCAGAUGACUCGUUUAUUUCCGACGUGAAUUCGAACUCGAUGGCUUGUAACGGCGCUCCCGUAGGAUAUUUUACAUCUUCUUCAGACGUUCACACCGUUGAGGCGGGCUCUGAAGUGACGGGAGCAUGGCUUCACACAUUGACAAGCACUGGGCCUGAUGAAUUUGCCGACAACAAAGUAAUCGAUUCUUCUCACAAGGGACCAGUGUCUGUGUGGAUGAAGAAGGUGUCCGAUGCAACCAAGAACCCAUCUUCUGGCCCUGGCGAUGGUUGGUUCAAGAUCUCCGAAGAUGGCUACACCAAUGGCAAAUGGGGCGUUGACAAUCUGAUUGCUGCUGGUGGGAUUCAAAAGGCAACUGUUCCCAAAUGCAUCGCCAACGGGGACUACCUUGUCCGCUUCGAGAUUCUCGCCUUGCAUUCGGCCUCCAAGCCUGGCGACGCACAGUUCUAUAUGGAAUGCGCGCAAGUCCGUGUAACUGGUGGCACCGGCGCUGAAACACCAACUACUGUCUCAAUCCCUGGAGUGUAUAAGGCAAAUGACCCUGGUGUCACCGUCAUGAUCUGGAACAAUUUUGGAAAGCCAUACCCGUCCAGCUAUAGUGUUCCUGGACCGCGUCCAUUCCAGUGCAGCGGCUCGUCCAGUGAAGGGAACAACAACACCGUUGAGACCAACACCCCCGUCAAGACUAACAACCCCGUCAAGAGUGGUGCCUGCUCCUCCAGCAAGGGCGGGAAAAAUGGUGGCGGUAGACGGAUGUUCAAGAGGAUGUAGUGCGGUGACUAAAGAUAAGGCUGCUAUUUUGUUGUGAUGGGUUGAAGUUGGAGGGUGGUGAUGGUGAUGAGAGGGGAAUAUGAGUUUUAGGUGUUUGCGCGUGUGGACAGUGUCCCAAAGCGUGUGGGUUGACCUGACUUUACUUGACUCUGCUGAUGAGGUAACUAAAGAAAUUCAAAAAAUGUCGGUGCCGGGCCUCAACAGCCGCCGACACCGGGAAUUGUGGAUCGGAGCGCAUUCGCGAUGAACCUUCGGAGCCGUGAUUUCCGACCGGCAAACACGGCAAGUUAGUUUCCUGGCCCGUUUUUCUUGCCAAGUCCAAGA
Molecule: messenger RNA, 1431 nt
Organism: Colletotrichum destructivum
Lineage: Eukaryota; Fungi; Ascomycota; Sordariomycetes; Glomerellales; Glomerellaceae
Product: Putative auxiliary Activity family 9
Exons: 9
Coding region: 235-1107 (290 amino acids)
Source: RefSeq, a predicted model, not a curated record